Molecule: messenger RNA, 2408 nt
Organism: Astyanax mexicanus (Mexican tetra)
Lineage: Eukaryota; Metazoa; Chordata; Actinopteri; Characiformes; Acestrorhamphidae
Gene: atp1b1a
Product: ATPase Na+/K+ transporting subunit beta 1a
Exons: 6
Coding region: 260-1159 (299 amino acids)
Biological process (GO): sodium ion export across plasma membrane; intracellular potassium ion homeostasis; potassium ion import across plasma membrane
Cellular component (GO): sodium:potassium-exchanging ATPase complex
Molecular function (GO): ATPase activator activity
Source: RefSeq, a predicted model, not a curated record
AAAAGUGGGCGGAGCCAGAAGGCGUGAAAAGGAUAUAUCGGGCGCGUCCGAGCCCCAUGAACCGGGUACGACUCUGUCCUUCCUCCCACAGUCUUCAAAGUGAGAGAAAGAGAGAGAGAGAGAGAGAGAGAGGGGGUCAGCCGGGCAGCCUACCUGAACCACACUCACCCAUAAACAAAAAGACAAAAGAAACUAUAAAACAAAAGAAGAAAACCAGUCACACCAAAGGGGACUUAACCGAACCAAAAAAGAGACAAAAAUGCCCGCGAACAAGGACGGAGACGGCGGCUGGAAGAGCUUUCUGUGGAAUUCCGAAAAGAAGGAAUUUUUAGGACGGACUGGCUGCAGUUGGCUUAAAAUCUUCAUCUUCUAUGUAAUCUUCUACGGCUGCUUGGCUGGCAUUUUCAUUGGCACUAUCCAGGCCAUGCUCCUGACCCUUAGCAACUACAAGCCCACGUACCAGGACAGAGUUGCACCCCCAGGCCUGUCACACACCCCUCGCUCCGAAAAAGCCGAGAUCUCCUACAGCUUGUCAGAUGAGGAUACUUACAGAUUCCUCACCAAAGCCAUGAAGGAGCUGCUGGAACCGUACAGCGAAGAAAAACAGACAGACGAAAACCAGUUUGAAGACUGUGGAGAGAAUCCUGCUAUAUACAAGAACCGUGGAGAACUCGAGAGCGACAUGGGCAAGAGAAAGGCCUGCCGUUUCAAGAAGUCCUGGCUGGGGGCCUGCUCAGGCGAGGAUCCACAUUUUGGCUUUAAAGAUGGCAAGCCCUGUAUUUUAGUCAAGCUCAACAGGAUCGUCAACUUCAGGCCGAAGGCUCCAGCCAACACAUCGCUCCCUGUGAACCUUCAAGGAAAGGUUCAAGCCAACCUGAUUCCCAUCCACUGCAGCAGCAAGAAAGAAGAAGAUGCUGGCAAAAUCGGAGAGAUCAAGUACCAUGGGAUGGGCAGUGGCUUCCCACUGCAGUACUAUCCUUACUAUGGCAAGCUGCUACAUCCUCAGUACCUCCAGCCCCUGGUGGCAGUGCAGUUUGUCAACAUUACCCAAAACACGGAUCUGCGCAUCGAGUGCAAAGUAUAUGGAGAGAACAUCGAUUACAGCGAGAAGGACCGUUAUCAGGGACGCUUUGACCUUAAACUCUAUGUCAAGUCAUGACCUCAGCUAUGAAAAUAGCACUUUUACUCUGCCCAUUUUAAAAUGUAAUAAUUUAGAGAAAAAAUAUUAAAGUUAAAAAAAAAAAACAAAAAAAACAAAACACGACUAGUCUUGAACAAACUUUCAUAACAUACGGGACCUACACUUAAUCUGUACGCUUUCCACUAGCUUUCUCUUCAUACGUCUAGGGUUAGAAUGUAAAUGACAGGAGAGUAGCAAUAGCAAAGUAUUUAUUCUACUGUAAAUGAGAAUAUUCCUUGAGCCAUGGGACAUUCGUUCAUUACUGUAAAUUAUAAUUCCACUACUGAUGUAGCGAGCAGUGUUUCUGUCCCUGAGUAUUUCUGCCUAGCGUGGUCUCUAUAUAUUUUUGGAGUGUGCAGUGCAGUAGUCACAUACAAUGGUCCUUUCCAAGCCAUGUUCUGAUUUAUGUUGUCUUAUGUGAGUAAGCUUAGUGGUCCAAGGUGUAUGGGUGUCUUUGUGCUUGCGGGUGGACGGAGAGACGGAUGAGAGCAAGGAGAACGCUGGUGCGUGGCCAUGGGUGCGUGUUUGUAUCUGUGUACUUAAAAAAAAACCCAUUAUACUGGCAUGGUACGCGCUGAUAUCCCCAGGUCUGUGAGUAAAUGACUGCACUCCGUGGAAUCCUUUUUCCUUCUCGUUUUGACUUUUUUCGUUUUGUUGAUUUUGGGGGAAGUUUGUUUUUACAUCACCGUUAUUUUUUUCUCAUUUGAUUUGAUCAUCUUGCAGUAUGGGAGUGUGGGGGUUAAUGAAUUUCUCUCUAAGGCUUAUACUUUUUCUUUAAGUGUAGAACUGUGUGUGUGUCUAGUUUGGAGGAAACUCCACGCUAGAACGGAGGCCUGUUCCUCCCUGCGGUCACCGUGCAACUCAGUGCUUUAAUUUAAAAAAUUUUGUUUGUUUUAGUUUUUUGCUGGAGACAUCACGUGACGUGGUGUAACUUUCAAAUGAAUGUUUUAGCCAUUUACAUGGUGGAAGAAUUUUAUAUUUAUGCAGUUGUACAAUUUUUUCUGCAGGAAAAAAGUGUAUUGUAUGAAUCCAGAUACCAAAGUCACUGGUGAAAGGUUAGAAUCUUAUCAGAUGCGAUGCAGUACCCCGUGUAAUAAGAUGUUUUGUCAAUGUUAAAAGUGCUUAAAAGUAAAUGCUGAACAUCAGAACACCUGUCAGGAGUUACAUCUGCUCUUGUCAUUUUAUUUAAUCCGGGUAAGACCUAAACAAAUAAAUGUACAAACAACCA